Messenger RNA from Notodromas monacha, 1977 nucleotides. The record is from the annotation of a GenBank genome assembly. NCBI's taxonomy places the organism in Eukaryota, Metazoa, Arthropoda, Ostracoda, Podocopida, Cyprididae.
CAAGCAGGUUACGCCACUAAAAAUAUCACGGCUUACUCGGCAACCGCGGGCCAAGAAGACAGAGAUAAUGGCCAUCACAGGGAAGACUCUCGCCCCGGAAGUUCGAAUGGCGAGGAAAAGACGGUAGGUGGUGUCGAUCAUCAAGCCAGCAAUGAUGAUCUGCAAUCGCUGCUUCUGACCGGAGACACGGGGAAUUCCGUGAGACUGUUUCGCGGGUUAUGGAGCAACUUUCGCCCAAUGAAGGAGGACAAGGAAGAACACUCAUUCACAGAUUUGGAUGAUGAAUCAAAUGCGCGAAGGGACGAUGGCAUGCGCGCGGAGAAACAAGAAGGGCGGGCUACGUGCACGGCUGCAUCACUAAUUUCGGUGUCACACUGCGUUCUUGCUGAUAACGCAUUGACGGCUCUCAAUAUUUCGCCAGACGAGGAACGUAUCGCGAGAGAUAGCGGCAUUACUCAGGCGGACUCUGAAUCAACCGAAAAAGCAUCGCCUGAUAUUUUAGAUUCCACUCGCGUCACGGACCAACUUCCGCUGGAAUCUCACACUUCGGAACCCAAGAUACUACUCAUACGACCCGUGGCCGGUGAAAAUCGGGCCUCAUCAUCACCUACCUCGGAUGACGCAACCAGUGAAGGCUUCAGAGAUCCUAUCAUGAGUUGGGACGAACUCCUACGUUCCGACGCAGGAGCAAAGGGUUCACCAUACUAUUGCCCGAAGUCAAAAGCCAUGCACAAGACACCAUCAUCCGGGUCUGUUGAUCAUGAAAAGGCGUCGACAGCGAAAUCAGCGGACGACACGCAAAUCGACUGCUGUGCAACCGACACCGGGAGACAAUUUCCACCCAAUGAAAAACAGGGCAGUUGCAAAGCCAGUGACGCAGAGCCAGAGGAGGAAUGUUCAGAAGAACAACAAGAAGAAGACGCUGUAGACACAAGUUCCAAUGCGUCCAAGCUCUACUUGAAAGCGAAAUACAUGCUCCAACGCUUGGCUGGUCUCAAACGCGAGAACCUCUAUUUAUCAGAGGACAUGCAAGAGUGGUCGGAAGCUAUGAAGGGAGACAGUUGGAAAGACAUGAUCUUUCUGAGACUGAAAUCUGCCGGGAGAUCCGCAUUUCCCGAAGGACCUCCACGAGAUGCAUUCUCCACCGAUACCGUUGAAGCAAUCAGUUACAAAACUGUCCUCAACAUGAGCGCUUUGGCUCAGAUGGAAGAAGAGAUAGAAAACAAGAAGCUCAGGAAGGCAAUCGUUACUUCGCAACAGGAAACGCUGUUGAGACGAAGAGAGAAACGCACAAGUGACGUUGCUAUGCUUGAAGAUGCGUAUUCUUACUAUUAUGACGUUCACGUAACCGGGAGGAAGCUAAAGAAAGAACUUGAAGAUUCAUUUGAACGGUUCGAGAAGAAACUGAUUCAGGUGGUGGGAUUGCUCAAGAAAUUCCCCGCGAGCUGGGAAGAAAAGAAGGAAUUACAACUGGCAGCUGAAUCAAUGGGAGAAUACCUGAGCUCAGGAUUCCCUCUCGACCCUGGCAACAUGAAGAUACUGGAAAUCCUGAACCCGCACUUGAAAGAACACAACUUGCUGAAUGUAUUUCUUCAGCGCUCCGGUUCAUCAAAAAUAUCCGACUCGAAUCAACUUUGGAGUGCUUACAAAAGAGCAAAACCAAAGCGGAACGUGGUCCCACAGUUGAUGCCCAAAGAACACGCACAAGUUGUUACAGCUCUCCCGAUGGUUCAACGCGAAUGGCACAGAGCAAGUUUGCGCUCCGCGAUUCAAANUUCCCAAGUGGUCAGUUUGAAGCGCGGCUCUCAGCGGCAAAAAUCCGAAAUUGCCAAGCUGAGUGCUUCCCAGGUUGCCAAUAAAUUUGCAUUCACGAGCGUGGGUAUCGCAGUUCAUUUUCAAGCAUUCUUCGUCGCAAUAGAAAACCUGGAAAGCCCGGAAAAAAGUACCUUCACCACCAAGAACGGCAUGCUUGAGUAA